AUGGUUCCCCUCCUGCCUCCCGAUCACCCUCACUCAGUCACCCAGCCCACCGAGGACAGCCGCUCUAGCAGACAAGCCAAAAAGGACAAUGCAGCUUCACACAAGCGCUCCAAAAGCAGCGUGUCACUGCGCUCCCUCGGAAGAGACAAGGAAAAGGACAAGGAGAGGAAGAGUCGAAAGGAAAGAGAAAAGGAAAAGCAAAGCCAGCGUGCUGCGAACGACCAAGACAACCGCGACACGGGCCGUUCACGCAUGAAGAAGACAAAGUCGUCAACCAGCCUACGCGGCUUGCUCGGAAAGAUGAACCGUUCGUCCAAGGAUCUCAGCGAUACAAUCCAUGACAAGGAGAACCAGAGCCCGCCGCCCUCUGCCUUGGAACCCACCACAACUUCGCCGUGGCCUCAACAUCUUCCCACUACUCAGCAUGCCCCGGGUGGAGACGCAGACAUUGAUCGCUACACGCCGAAAGACUACACACCGUCCAAGCAAAGAGACUUCUCGGCAUACGGCCAGCCAGUCCUUUCAAGACCGCCCUCAUCAAGCCGGCCCAAAAGUCUCGUCAUUCCCGGAUCGACAUCUUUCUUUGAUGUGCUCAACCGCCCAACCAGCCGUGAAAAAGAACGAGCUCAACUUGGUUCGCGUGGGAGCGACCGCAGCUUCGACGCAGGUAAGCAGUCUUUCGACCGAAAAGUGAGCUCUAGCAGCAAUGAGCGUCCUGCUCCAAAGGCCCUGUCAAACAUCCCAAAGCGAGGUCCCCGUGUCAUGGCCGCCGUUGCUGCUUUCGAUGAAAAGGCUAGAGAGGGUGUGCCUCUGAAAGACGAGCAGAAGCUUGAUCCAAAAACUGUCGAUGCUGCUUUUGAGGCCGUCUUGGAUUCACGCAAUAUCCCCGAAAACAUGCGCCAAAAGAUGCGUACUCUGACACUACGCGUCAAGGCCGAUUUUGUCAAACAAGACAAGGGUGCCACGGGUGCUCCUCCAAGUCCCACCAAACCAGAAUCUCGCCUCCCGUUCUUCCAUGACGAGCCUACACAAUCCCAGGCUGUCGACCCUGCAGAGGAAGAGGUCAAAGAAGAUCUCUCCAAGAGGUCCAGAUCAAGAAGUAAGACAUUCACCCUGACCAGAAGUGAUGCAUCUCCAAAGAAGCAGAAGCCAGACAGUCGACCAAACUCAAUCCACAUACCAAGAUCAUCGGGAACUUUGCCCAGACACUAUGCGCCUUCAUCACCAGGCAGGGGUCCACAAGCUGCAUGCCCCGAUGAGUUUGUCGCAUAUCUGGAGAACGUCCGUGAUCCUGUCCAGAUGGAAGUUGGUAGACUACACAAGCUCCGACUUUUGCUUCGCAAUGAGACUGUUGCUUGGGUCGACAACUUCAUAUCACUAGGUGGUAUGACUCAAGUUGUGGAUCUGCUGCAUCGCAUCAUGCAGAUUGAAUGGCGUGAAGAGCAUGAAGAUCAGCUACUUCAUGAAGCCUUGCUCUGCUUGAAGGGACUAUGCACCACCGAAGUUGCCCUCAAGAAUCUCUCUGGUCUGGCGGAUGCUUUGUUCCCAAAAUUGCUGGCAAUGCUGUUUGAUGAGGAGAAGAAGGGCCCGAGCGAAUUCACCACCAGGGGCAUAAUCGUCAAUAUUCUUUUUGCAUACUUGGGCGCAGCUCGCAAUGAGGGGCCAGAAGCGCUUGCUCACAGGGCUCGUGUAAUUCUCGCCUAUCUCGCAGACCCACAGAAACCCGAAGAAGCACAGCCAGUGUCCUUUGUACUUAGUAUGCGACAGUCACGACCAUACAAGGUCUGGUUUACCGAGGUCAGCAACGUGACGAAGGAGGUGUUCUGGAUCUUUUUACAUCACCUCAACGUUAUACCACUUCCAAAGAAGGAGCCUUUAGAUGGAAGCAGUCCGACUCAGCCACAAGCAGACGCUACGCUGAUCUCAACCCAUAGCUUUGCUGAGAAAUUCUUCCCGGGAGACCGUCCGCCCGUUCCAGCUGCUCCCUAUAUUGGUGGCGUUGAAUGGGAUGCGACCACAUACAUGACAGCACAUCUGGAUCUUGUCAACGGACUCAUCGCUUCACUUCUGACCAGAGAUGAUCGCAACCAGCUUCGUUCGGAGCUCAAGGCCAGUGGCUGGGAGAAGAUGAUGGGAGGUACCAUGCGUACGUGCAAAGAGAAGUUUUAUUGUGGUGUACAUUCUGGCUUGCAGAACUGGAUCGCAGCCGCUCAAGCCGAUGGCUGGGACAUUAGGUAUGUCCGAUACGGCCCAAGCAAGGAAGAGAUGGCUGCUUCCAGCCCGAAAAAGAGUCCCAAGAAGACGGACUCACCGCCGCAGCUCGGUCUUCCCAUGAUCCAGAUGCCCAAAUUGACUCUCGGACUGGAUCGGUCAAGCUCGACACCUGCUUUUAACGCCAGUAAUGAUAACGAUGGAUGGUUGCUUUGA
Aureobasidium pullulans EXF-150 is the source of this 2427-nucleotide messenger RNA. RefSeq lists its product as uncharacterized. The transcript is spliced from 3 exons. Gene Ontology annotation, molecular function: small GTPase binding; actin binding. Gene Ontology annotation, biological process: actin cytoskeleton organization. Lineage: Eukaryota; Fungi; Ascomycota; Dothideomycetes; Dothideales; Saccotheciaceae. The record is from RefSeq and is a predicted model, not a curated record. The coding region runs from base 1 to 2427 and encodes 808 amino acids.